UUAGCGUCGGGGGCGCGUAAAGGCUGUGUGGAAGUUCCUUUGAGAAGUCUCACGCGGCGGGCGUCCCUGAGAGAAAUUAGAAUCUGUAAACAGAAGAAACCCAUUCAUCUGGAACUGGAGGAUUCCUUUGCAUCAGAUACUAAAAUGAAAGAACCACUGUUAGAUAGUGAAUGUGACAAGGUGAUGGCUCCACAGCUGCGGCAGCUAGAUGAAAUUAAGACAGAACCCGACAAUGAUCAAGAAUAUUUUCAAGCCCAGCAGCCCAAAAUUCAGGAGAGCGACCUGAAAAUGAGCACUACAUUUUCAGACAGUGCUUCACAGUUGACUACAGGCAUUCAGCUUUCUCUGGCAUCAUCUGGCAUGAACAAAAUGCUUCCUUCAGUUUCAACUACAGCUAUUCAGAUUUCCUGUUCUGGUUGUAAAAGAAUUCUUCAGAAGGGGCAAACUGCUUAUCAGAGGAAAGGGUCUACUCAGCUUUUUUGCUCCACAGUGUGCAUCACUGAAUACAUUGCAUCUGCCAGUUCACCGGCUCCACCCAAGAGAACUUGCUCAAACUGCUCCAAAGACAUUUUAAAUCAAAAGGAUGUGAUCAGUGUUCAGCUGGAAGAUACUACCUCUAGCAAAAAUUUUUGCAGCCAAUCUUGUCUUUCAUCAUAUGAAGAAAAAAGAAAAUCAUUUGUUACCAUAUGUAGUAAUAAUAAGAUUUUAACCAAAUGCAGCAUGUGUCAGAAGACUACUGUUAUUCAGUAUGAAGUAAAAUACCAGAAUGUGAAACAUAGUCUUUGCAGUAAUACCUGCUUUUUAAAGUUUCACUCCGCUAACAACCUUGUCAUGAACUGUUGUGAGAACUGUGGAAUUUAUUGCUAUACUAGCUGUAGUUCAUUCCACAUACUUCAAAUGGAAGGACAGUCUCAGUACUUUAAUAGGUUAAAGAGUGUUACAGCGUACAAGCAGAAACCAGCCAGAGUACUUCCAUCUGUUAUUUUCAAAUCAGUGAAGCCCUCAGAUGAAAUUAUUGAGACUACAAAUGACUUUGGGAAGACAGAGCUUUUCUGCUCUAUUAAUUGUUUCUCUGCUUACAGUAAAGCGAAGAUGGAAUCUUCUACAGUAAAUGUUCCCAUGGUGCAAGAGGCUUCAACUGAGCUCCCUUCUCCAAAGAAAGAUACAACUCCAGUUAUAAGCAAUAUAGUGUCAUUGGCAGAUCCUCACAGUGACUUGUCCAUUGUGAACUCUGAUGUCUUACAAGGUACAGCUUCUCCAGUAACACGAAAUGUCAUUGCAGAUAUUUCUAAGAGUUCACCCAGUGAAUCAAGUAGUGAUGUUGCUAAUCGUAGUGUGGAAGAGCCAAGCCUUUUGCCGUCUUCAUCAGUAGUCAGUCAGCAUACAAUUGGCUGUGAUAUGGAAGUACAGAAAGAUAAAGUGUCAAGCCAGGAUCCUGCAUACAAUAUGAAAAUAAAUGAUGAUGGACUAUGUCAUCCAAAAUUUACAUCCAAAGUGCAAAAAGUUAAAGGGAAAUCGCAAAGUAUUAAAAAAUCUUGGUGUUCAAAUCCAUAUUUGGAACAUAGUGCUAAAAAAGAUGUGACAUUCUGUUAUUCAUGCCAGUUGUUUUGCCAGAAAAUUUUAAGCUGUGGAGGAGAGUCAUUUACAACCCAAGGAAUUUCUAAUUGGAAAAAAACUCUGGAAAAAUUCAGAAAGCAUGAGAAAAGUGAGAUGCAUUUGAAGUCAUUGAAAUUUUGGAGAGAAUACCAGUUUUGUGAUGAAGCUAUAAAUGAUAAUUUGUCUAUUCAUUCAAAAAAAAUUGAGGAAAAUAAAAACUACCUAAAAUUUAUCAUUGAAAAUAUUUUAUUUCUUGGAAAGCAGUGUUUACCCUUCAGAGGAAACGACCAGUCUGUUUCAUCUAUAAAUAAAGGCAAUUUUUUAGAAUUGUUAGAAAUCAGAGCAAAAGAUAAAGGAGAAGGAAUAUUUCGACAAAUGAACUCACAAGUUGACUUCUAUAAUAGUUCAAAAAUUCAAACUGAAAUUAUUGAAAUAAUAAAGACUGAAAUGUUGCAGGAUAUUGUGAAUGAGAUCAAUGUCUCCUCAGCUUUUUCAGUAAUAUGUGAUGAAACAACUGAUAGUGCCACUAAAGAACAGCUUUCAGUUUGUGUAAGAUACCCACAAAAAACAUCAAAGGCUAUCUUAAUAAAAGAAAGAUUUUUGGGUUUUAUUGAUACUGAAGGGAUAACUGGGACCAACUUACAUGGGAUUAUCAAAACUUAUCUAGAGCAAAUUGGAGUUGAUUUGAAAAAAAUACGUGGCCAGGCCUAUGAUAGUACCGUUAAUUUGAGGGGAAAAUUUAAUAAAAUUGCAGCAGAAUUCAAGAAGGAAGAGCCAAGAGCUUUAUACAUACAUUGUUAUGCACAUUUUUUGGAUUUAGCAGUCAUUAGGUUUUGUAAAGAAGUAAAAGAACUCCGAAGUACUCUAAGUAUUCUCAGUACUUUGUUCAAUACUGUUCAUACGUCUGAGGAAAUGUUGGCAGAUUUUCAAAACAUUUGUAAACUAAGCCAGAACAAAACAUGCAAGAAACAUUCAUCACAGUCAUGUUGGACAGUCCAUGAUCGUGCAUUACUAUCUGUGAUUGAGGGUCUUCCAGAGAUUAUUGAAACAUUGGAAGUUAUAUCAAGCCAUUCUUCAAACAUAAACUUGACUGAUGAAUUGAGUAACUUGUUGACACUGGUUUCCAAAUUUGAGUUUAUCUUUUGUAUAAAAUUUCUUUAUCGAGUGCUGAGUGUUACAGGAAUUCUUUCUGAAGAGCUACAGAGUGAAACCAUGGACAUUUUUUCUUUGACUUCAAAAAUAGAAACAAUUUUUGAAUGUUUAUCAUCUGAGAGAAAUGAUGUCUGUUUCAAAACUGUCUGGGAUGGAGCAGAGGAAAUAUGUAAAAAAAUAACUUGUAAAGGUUUUGAAGUUGAAAAACCAUCUCUUCAGAAAAGAAGAAAAAUUCAGAAAAUAAUAGAUCAUAGCAAUUCAGAUAGUAUGUUUUUUCCUACUUCAACUGAAGAACAAUAUAAAAUUAAUAUUUAUUACCAAGGAUUGGAUACUAUAUUGCAGAAUUUAAAAUUAUAUUUUUCAGAGUUUGAUUAUUGCAAAAUAAAGCAAAUUUCAGAACUAUUAUUUAAAUGGAAUGAACCAUUAAAUGAAGCAACAGCCAGACAUGUUCAAGAAUUUUAUAAACUUGAUGCAGAUAUUAUCCCAGAACUUAGGUUUUAUCGGCACUAUGCAAAGCUCAACUUUGUCAUGGAUUAUGAUUCUGUCAACUUCAUAAAUCUUGGCUAUUUGUUUAUUCAGCAUGGUCUUCACAGUAAUAUUCCUGGCAUCUCACAGCUAUUACAUAUUGCUUUGUCUUGGCCAGUUAGUUCAGCAAGUGCUAACAGCUCAUUUUCUGUACUGCCUCGCCUUAAAACAUAUUUAUGUCAUACUAUGGGACAAGAGAGGUGUAGUGACAUGGCCUUAAUGGCAAUUGAGCAGGAACUGGUAAACAAACUGAUGGAGCCUGAAAGACUCAGUGGAAUUGUGGAAAAGUUUAUCAAUCAGAUGAAAGAAAUAUGAUGCUUGCUAAUUUGAAUAUACCUAAAAGAAUCUUAUAUUUCUAUUGGAAUAUUAUAGUUUUUAUUUCAAAAUUUUUAGAAAAAAACUUUUUCAGCAAAACAUGUAACAUAUCACAUGGUUCAGAAUUCAAGAUAUAAAAUGAUACACCGUGAAAAGUCUUCUUCCCACUUUUAGCACCCAGUUCUGCCUUCCUGGAGUGUUACCAGUUUCUUGGAUAUUCUUCCAGAGAUAUUUUAUAUAUAGUACUCUACAGUGCACACUGUUCUUCACCUUGUUCUUAACAUGAUAUUUUUGAGAUCAUCCCAUAUCAGUACAUAAAGUUUCUUGAUUAUUUUUUGUUUACAACUGUAUAAGAUUUUAUUCUGUGAAUGUACCGUAGUAUAUUUGAGGAGUUCCUACUGACAGACAUUCUUAAUUCUUUCCAGUCUUUUGCUGUUAUAAAUAAUGCUGCACAUGAGUGAAUUUCUAGAUUCUAAAAUUGGAAUUACUGUAUCAAAAGAUUUGUACAUUUUUAUUUUUGAUAGAUAUCAGCAAAUUGCUUUCUAUAGGGGUUAUGUCAAUUUUCACUCCCAAGAAUCUUCACAGUGUUAUCAAACUUAUUGAUCUUUGCUAAUCUUUUAGUUGAAAGAUGGUAUUUUAAUCUCAGUGCAGUUUCAAUUUGUGUUUCUUUUAAGAAUAAGGUUGAAUAUCUUUAUUUGAGCCAUUGGUAUUACUUUUUCUGUGAACUGUACAUUUAAACAUUAAAACUCAAGAAUUGUUAUGUUUUUGGUUUAUGAAAUUUUGACUGUAUUUUUCAAAUAAAUAAUCUCAACAGAUUUUUUACUGUCUGUAUACUUUAAGAAAAGUUUAAAUAUCAAAGAAAUUAUUUUUUUGAUGGAGACACUGCCAUUUAUUAGGUUAUAAGUUUCUCUGUUUUGCCUUUAUAGAUGCACAAAAGGUUAAUGAAAGUAAAACGGAAGGAAAUAAGUCAGAAGAGCCUUACUAGCUGCAGAGUUGGUGAACAGGACCCCCAGAAAGGCAGUCAGCCAGUUCAUGCCUACUAGAAAAAGACUAGAGACCUUUUACCAGUGACAACAUUCUACUAACCUCUUCCCCCAUUGUGCUGACAGUUGGCUUGCGUGGUGAUUACUAUAAAAUAACUCCCAUUGGUAUCCAAGCUUUAGAGAAAGCACCUUCAUUUUGCUCAAAAAGGGAAGUCAGUAGAUACAGAGAAGCCAAACUGAAUAACCUCAACAAAAUAAAAUUAACAUCAGCAGCAAAUCCUCUUUCUGACGACUUCAGAUAAACUACAUAUGUAUCAAAGUUCUGUGGCUUUAAAGGGACACAUACCCACUGAAACGGUUAAUUUUAAUGUGUUAACUAUGGUGCCCAAUUAUUUGGUAAAACUCUAGUCUAGUUGCUGUUAAUGAAGUAAUCACAUGCAAUUAAAUCAGUUGGCCUUAGGUAAAGCAGAUUACCUUUUGUAAUAUGAAUGGAAUGGACUUCAUCCAAUUAAUUGAAGGCUGUGAGGGCAAAAAGGGAGUUUCCCGGGGGUGUAUUCCUCUACCAGCCUAUAAAUAGAUAUAUUGGCAGAGCUCCCUAACUCUUCACUUUUCCCAUCACCUGUCCUAUGGAUCUUGGUACAUAAGCCUGCAGAAAUCACCAGCUUGGCAUCUGACCUACAUGUGGACUUGCCAGCUCUCCACAAUCACAUGAAUUCAUAUAUCUGGGACUUCUAAAUAGUAUGAUGGAGAGAGGGAGUGUAUGAGUGUCUAGAUUAAAUUGGCUAUGAUUUGAUAGUUGUUAAAUUUACAUAAUGGGUACCCACGGGUUUGUUGUAUUCUUCAACUUUAGCAUCUAUUUAAAGUUUUCUAUAAUAAAAACUUUUUUUAAAAUGAUCGAUUAUUACCUUUUGAUGUUCAUACCAGGAAUGUAAGGGAGUUUCAGUAUUAGGAAAUUUAUAAAAACUUUGGUAGACAAAUCAAUACCAUUUACAAUAGCCCCCAAGAAGAUAAAAUGGGAAUAAAUCUAAUCAGAGACAUAAAAGAUCUAUACGGUGAAAACUAC
Molecule: messenger RNA, 5634 nt
Organism: Trichechus manatus latirostris (Florida manatee)
Lineage: Eukaryota; Metazoa; Chordata; Mammalia; Sirenia; Trichechidae
Gene: ZMYM1
Product: zinc finger MYM-type containing 1
Exons: 10
Coding region: 145-3588 (1147 amino acids)
Molecular function (GO): zinc ion binding; protein dimerization activity
Source: RefSeq, a predicted model, not a curated record